Molecule: messenger RNA, 3570 nt
Organism: Dryobates pubescens (Downy woodpecker)
Lineage: Eukaryota; Metazoa; Chordata; Aves; Piciformes; Picidae
Gene: COL15A1
Product: collagen type XV alpha 1 chain
Exons: 35
Coding region: 1-3378 (1125 amino acids)
Source: RefSeq, a predicted model, not a curated record
AUGGCUCUCGGGCAUGCCUGCUGGACCUGGGACUUGCUGCUACUGCUCCUUGGUUUGUCAAUCCGUGCUGGUUCAGCAGCUCAGAUCAUAGAAGAGCGAGGCUCCAAAGGACAUCUGGACCUCAUGGAGUUGAUUGGAGUCCCUCUCCCUCCUUCUGUCUACUUCGUCAGUGGCUACGGAGGGUUUCCCGCUUACAGCUUUGGUCCGGAUGCCAACAUUGGUCGCCUGACAAGUGCAGUAAUGCCAGUGCCCUUCUACAGAGACUUUGCUGUCGUGGUGACGGUGAAACCAAGCAGUGAUCGUGGAGGAGUGCUCUUUGCUAUAACAGAUGCCUUCCAGAAAACCAUUUACCUGGGAAUGAGACUGUCCCAGGUCGAUGACAGCACCCAGAGAAUAAUUGUGUACUACACAGAGCCUGGUUCCCAUCUCUCCCGAGAGGCUGCUGCCUUCAAGGUGCCAGUGAUGACUAACAGGUGGAAUAGGUUUACAGUGACUGUUCAGGGCAAUUACAUUGCUUUGUUCAUGGACUGUGAAGAGUAUCAGAGAGUCCACUUCCACAGGUCAGCUCGAGCACUGGUGUUCGAAUCUGGCUCAGGGAUAUUUGUUGGUAAUGCAGGAGCCACAGGACUGGAGAAGUUCACAGGCUCAAUUCAGCAUUUGGCAAUCAAGUCCGACCCAAAGGCUACUGAAGAUCAUUGUGAAGAUGAUGACCCUUCUGCUUCUGGGGACAUCAGUGGCAAUGGCAGCCAUGAAGGUGUUUAUGAGACACAGGAAGUCCUUGGACCUUCUCAUGUUCCCAUAAAGCUUGGAGAUACGUUGGCUGAGCCAGUGGGAGCCCCUCCAACUGUAUUGUCUUAUUUGGAAGAAAGCAAUUUCUCCAGAAAUCACAGCUCAGAGGAAUCUUCUGGAGCAGGUAAACUUAAGGGACAAGAUCCAGUUGUCACAGAAACUGGACAAGGCAGCAGCGAGGCUGCCACUGUCACACAGCAAGUCUUACUAGAAGAAGGCUCUGGUGCCAGUGUUGCGCCAGGAGGCGGCAGAGACCAGAGUAAAUUGGAAUCUGAAGAAUCAGGUUCUGGAGACGUUGAUGGAGAGACCGAGAUUUUAAGAGGUCUUCCUGGGCCACCGGGACCUCCAGGACUGCCUGGUCUUCCAGGAAAGCCAGCACCCAGUUCAGGUGUAGGACCUCCUGGGUCACCAGGGAAAGAUGGAGCUUCUGGGGAGCCAGGUCCUGAAGGUCCUCAAGGUCCUCCUGGCCUUGAUGGAGUGAUUGGCCCACCAGGACGGAAGGGAGAGAAGGGUGAUCAAGGCCUUCCUGGUUCUCUGGGUCUGAAGGGUGAUGCUGGAGUCACUGGAUCAGUAGGACCCAAAGGAGAAGCUGGUGCUGCUGGAUCUCCUGGGAAACCUGGACCACAAGGACCCCCUGGGCCCCCGGGGCCCCCUGGACCCCCAGGACCAAGCUACAGUUCAGGAUUUGAGGGCCCAAAGGGGGAGAAGGGUGACCCAGGACCUCAGGGUGAACCGGGGCAAGAUGGGAACAGUAUUGUGGGACUGCCUGGACCUCCAGGACCCCCAGGACCAAUCAUAGCAGUACCUGAGCUGCUACUCAACCACACAGAUGGAAUUUUCAACUUCUCUACCAUCAAAGGACUGUUUGGGCCUGUGGGGCCAGAGGGCAAGCCAGGUCUGCCAGGGCUUCCUGGCCUGCAGGGACCGAAGGGUGACACUGGGCUGCCUGGACCACAAGGACCCAAAGGACAACAGGGUGAAAAAGGAGAGCCAGGAGAUAUCCUGGCUGCUGGCGGAUCCUUACCUGAAUUGCUGGGAAGAAAAGGGGAGAAGGGUGAAGCUGGUGUGGUAGGACCGGCGGGACCCGCGGGACCAACAGGACCUGCUGGACCUAAAGGAGAACUUGGUUUCCCAGGACGUCCAGGCCGCCCAGGGCUGAACGGCCUGAGAGGUGUGAAAGGUGACCGAGGCGAAGCGGUUCGUGGUCUUCCUGGCUUACCUGGGCCCCCAGGGCGCCCUGGACCUCCAGGACGUAUAGUUUAUGUCAAAGGAACAGUUCUGCCAAUCCCUCUCAGACCUCACUGCAAAAUGCCAGUGGGCACUGCUUACCCUGGGAAUCAAGGGGCUCCUGAUGUCCAUGGUGCUGAAGCAAACAGAGACUCCUGGGGGCUGCAUGGGUCAGCAGGCUCAAAAGGAGAAAAGGGAGACAGAGGUGCUCCAGGACCACCAGGCCCACUUCUGCCUCCAUCAUAUUUCAGCCACUUUGUUAACAGCAUAAAGGGUGAAAAAGGAGACAAUGGAGUCACUGGUGUAAAAGGAGAGAAAGGAGAACCCAAUGGAGGCUUUUUUCUGACAGGACCUCCUGGACCUCCUGGAAGACCAGGGUUGAUUGGACCCAAAGGGGAUUCAGUUAUUGGACCCAGAGGACCUCCAGGGUUACCUGGCCUACCUGGCUUACCAGGUUAUGGAAAAAUUGGACCUCCUGGCCCACCUGGCCCACCAGGCCCACCAGGACCACCUGCAAUCUAUGGCUCAGCAGCUGCGAUGCCUGGGCCACCAGGUCCCCCUGGAGAGCCAGGAGCUCCUGCAGCCAGGAAUCUGGUCACGACCUUCCGGAACAUCCAGGGCAUGUUGGACCAAGUCCAUCUGGUGGCAGAAGGUUCAUUGAUCUACCUAAGUGAGACCAGUGAGGUGUUCAUCCGUGUGAAGAAUGGCUGGAGGAAGCUGCAGCUUGGUGAGCUAAUUCCUAUCCCUGCUGACAGCCUCCCUCCUCCAGCUCUAUCAAGCCAUGGAUUUCAGCCUCUUCCAGCACUGAGUCCACUGCCAAACGUGAACAGUGGAAAGCCAGCACUGCAUCUGGUGGCCUUAAACUUGCCCUCUUCUGGGGACGUGCGAGCAGAUUUCCAGUGUUUCCGACAGGCCCAGCUAGCAGGGUUGACAUCUACCUACAGAGCCUUCCUCUCAUCACAUCUGCAAGACUUGGCCACAGUUGUCAAGAAAACAGACAGACAUCACCUGCCAAUAGUCAAUCUUAAGGGAGAAAUACUUUUCAGUAACUGGGAAUCUCUAUUUGAUGGAAAUGGUGGACAGUUCAACACUGAUGUUCCCAUAUACUCCUUUGAUGGGAGGAAUGUCCUAACCGAUCCCUCCUGGCCUCAAAAAGUAGUAUGGCAUGGCUCAACUGCACGUGGGGUUCGACUGGUUAGCAGCUACUGUGAAGCCUGGCACACAGCUGACACAGGAGCCAUGGGACAAGCAUCACCACUGAAGACAGGAAAACUUCUUGAGCAGAAAGUGUACAGCUGUAGCAAUCAAUUCAUUGUUCUCUGCAUUGAGAACAGCUUUGUACCCGAUCCCCAAGGCAAAUAACUCACGUGGCACAUAGGCGUGUUCUGUUUUACCACAGAAAAAGCUGACACUGAAAUCUCAUUUCUAAUCCUGUAAAUAUUUUAUUGUUUGCAAUUGCUCAUUCCAGAAAAAAACAGGCAAAGAACAGGUCCCUGCCACAAACCUCACUCCAGCCAGGUGGCACAGCACAUGUGGCUGACUGCAAGCCCUCCC